CAUGUUUUGAAUAAAAAUUUAUGGUUCUUAAUAACAAAAUCGAUUACAAAAUUCAACAGUCUGUAAUAUGUUGUUAAUGUUUUAUUUUUAAUUUAACAGUUAAUUAUUUAACACAUGACUUCAAUUAUAACUUAUUUAUUGAGCCUACCACAAAUAUCGUGAUUUUAUUAAUAAUAUUUUUUGCAUAAUUGCCAUUUUAAAUAUAUUUACACAUAUGUAUAAUGGAAGUUCAUCACGCACCACAGUAUUUACCUGACAUUGUAUUAGACAUCAUAUUCUCAAACUUGGAGCCAAAUGACUUGCUUAGCUGUAUGUUAGUCUGUCAAAAUUGGUAUCGAGUACUUAAUAAUGGCAGAGCAGAACCAUGGAAAUUGAUGUGUCGACGUAAAAUACCCAAAGAGAUUUUGAAGUCUGAACUUUUAACACACCUUAACAGUCCUAAAGUUAAGUUACGUGCUUUAUACCAUGCGUGGAAUCCAUUUGAUUGUUCUAUGCAUAUUGUGGUUAAGCAAAAUGGAUUUACAUUACAUCGAAAUCCUGUUGCUCAGAGUACAGAUAUGGCAAGAACAAGAAUUGGUUAUGGGAAUGGUAAACAUGUAUGGGAAAUAACAUGGACUGGGCCAUUAGGUAGUAUUAUUUUGUUUAAGUUUCAGCAUAAAAUAAGUUACUAUAAUUGUACCUAUAUUUUGUUUAUUUAGGUACAGUAGCAAUGGUUGGCGUGUCAACAAAAGAUGCACCAGUUCAUUGCAGUGGUUAUUUACCUUUGUUGGGUAUGGACAAGCAUAGUUGGGGUUGGAAUCUAAUUGAUAAUAUUUUGCUGCACAAUGGAGUACCACAUGGCAAUUAUCCAUUAUUAAAUAAUGCUCCAAAGUAUCAGAUAGGUGAAAAAUUACAACUAGUGCUAGAUUGUGAAAAUGGUGUUUUGCACUUCGAAAAAUGUAAUGAAUUUUUGGGUAUUGCUUUUAAAAAUUUACCUAAAACUAAAUUAUAUCCUUCAGUGUCAGCUGUUUAUGGUAACACAGAAAUAUCAGUAGUAUAUAUUGGCAAACCUUUGUGUGGUUAAAUCUGAGUAAAAUUGUCUCUAAAAAUUAUCCUAAGCCUUUUUUAUCACACAGUUGUAUGUAUAAUAAACCAUUUUGUAUCUACCUCUAUUAAAUUUUUCAAAUUUGCCUAACCUUAAUGAUUGUUGAUUUUCGUUCAAUUUGUUAGGUCUUUUAGAUUAAUAUAAUUAAUAAUUAAAUUAAAUUUUACAACUAAUUGAAUGAUAACAAACAAAAUGAUUAAUCAUAUUUUCUAAAUAAAAAAUAUCGCAAUUACUGUUCAUGUACUUUGAAAAUUGUAAUUAAUUUUCACUCAUUGUUCCUAUAUUUUAAUAGGAAUUAUUUCCAACCUUUGCAACUCAAAAAUAAAUUGUUCCUUCUCAACAUUGACAUUACUUAAUAAAUGCAAGGCCUUUAAUUCAAUAGAAAACAAAAAAAAACUAAAAACUUGAUUUGGUAAAUUAGUUCUCUAAAAUUCUUGAAAAAGGUCCGAAUUUAUUAUGAUUAUAUAUAUUUAGUUUCAAGUAUAAAUAUUAUAGUUUAUUUAAAAUAUAUUUUUCAAUUGAUUUUGUGUAGUUUUCAGAGAUAUAAUAUAUCUAAAUGUAUAUAUAUAUUUUUUUUUAAGAUUCAAUAGGCUGUGGUAUAGAGUUCAAUAUAAUUUAAUUUAUACAUUUAAUUUAAUUAUAUUAAUUAUCUAUCAUACAUUUUGGUAUUCAAUAUUUUGAUGUUGAUAGAGCGAUACAUAUUUACCUCGGACACCCACAUUUAAAAAUAUAUUCCGUCAUUUUGACUAAGAAAUAAGUUUAAUAAAUUAAUGUAUUGUAUUAUUCAAUUUUUACAUUUUAAAAUAUAUAAAUUAAAUAUCAUUAUAUUGAUUAUGCAAAUACUUUUAUUCCUAGUAGUAUGCCAAUAUUGAAAAAAUUUGAUUACUCAAACUGCAAACCUGACCCUUACACAAUAUUUACAUUUAAAAUUGACAACAAAUAUACUUUGUGUGAUGAUCAUCU
Cinara cedri is the source of this 2047-nucleotide messenger RNA. NCBI's taxonomy places the organism in Eukaryota, Metazoa, Arthropoda, Insecta, Hemiptera, Aphididae. The record is from the annotation of a GenBank genome assembly.